UUACACUAUAGUACCUUUGGAAGAUGCCAAGGGGAAUCUCAACAUCUCUCUCCCCAGCGGCUGCUGGUUCUUCCAACGUCUCUCUCUCUAAACGCUUUCUCUCUGUAUAACGACCAAAUUAGAAGCCGGCAAAGCUGUCAAAAAGGCCACAACAUUACUCAUCAAAUAUAUAAAUAUAUACAACUUCGUAACGGCCCCCUAAUGUGAUAUGUACAUACAUGUAUGUGUGUGUAUAUAUAUAUAUAGCAAAUUCUGGUUAAAUUAGAUUAACAGAUUAAAGCACACAGAAUUCACGUGCACCACUCUGUCAACCUGAAAUUAUUAUUCCUUACCAUAAUUUUUAAUUUUGGUCUAUCUAUAUAUAUAUAUAUAUGCAUAUACAUAUAGUAUUUAUUUGUAUGGAUAAAGUGGUUGGUUUGGUCUAAGAAGAAUGUUUUGAGUUUGAAUUGGAAAUUGGUGGGAUGGGGGUUAUGUGGUGGUUUUUUGGGUUGGUUGUUGCUGGGUUGGUUUAUGGUGUGAGAGGGUACCCAUUGGAGGAUCUGGUGGUGAGAUUGCCUGGACAGCCAAAGGUUGGGUUCAGGCAGUAUGCUGGGUAUGUUGAUGUGGAUGUCAAGUCUGGUAAGAGCCUGUUUUACUACUUUGUUGAAGCUGAGGACGACCCUCAUCACAAGCCCCUCACUCUCUGGCUCAAUGGAGGCCCAGGUUGCUCCUCAAUUGGUGGUGGUGCCUUUACAGAGUUGGGUCCUUUCUUCCCUAAAGGCGACGGGAGAGGCCUCCGAAGAAAUUCAAAAUCAUGGAACAAAGCAUCGAAUCUUCUUUUUGUUGAGUCUCCAGCAGGAGUAGGAUGGUCAUACUCGAAUACAACCUCAGAUUACACCUGUGGUGAUGCUUCUUCUGCCAUGGAUUUGCACAUAUUCAUGAUGAAGUGGUAUGAUAAGUUUCCGGCUUUCAAAUCCAGAGAUUUGUUUCUUACAGGAGAAAGCUAUGCAGGGCAUUAUAUACCCCAACUUGCCGUUGCUCUCCUGGACCACAAUGCACAUUCAACUGGUUACAAAUUCAACAUCAAAGGAAUCGCUAUUGGGAAUCCACUGCUGAGACUUGACCGGGAUGCUCCUGCAACGUACGAAUUCUUCUGGUCACAUGGAAUGAUUUCUGAUGAAGUUGGACUUGCCAUCAUGAACGAUUGUGAUUUUGAAGAUUAUACAUUUGCUAGUCCUCACAAUGUGACACAAUCUUGCAACCAAGCUAUGUCUGAAGCAAACAGCAUUGUUGGUUCUUAUAUAAACAGUUAUGAUGUGAUCCUUGAUGUUUGUUAUCCGUCUAUAGUAGAGCAAGAACUGAGAUUGCGUAAACUGGCUACGAAGAUCAGUGUCGGGGUUGAUGUGUGCAUGACCUACGAAAGGUACUUCUAUUUCAACCUGCCAGAGGUUCAAAAGGCUCUUCAUGCAAACCGGACCAAUUUGCCAUAUAGCUGGUCUAUGUGCAGUGGUGUUCUGAAUUAUAGUGAUACUGAUGGUAACAUCAACAUUCUUCCCUUGCUUGAAAGGAUAGUCCAAAAUCAAAUCCCUGUUUGGAUUUUCAGUGGGGAUCAAGAUUCUGUUGUAUCAUUGCUCGGUUCACGAACGCUAGUCCGUGAACUAGCCCAUGAUCUACACUUCAACAUUACUGUACCAUAUGGAGCUUGGUUUCACAAAGGGCAGGUGGGAGGUUGGGCAACUGAGUAUGGAAAUUUGCUGACUUUUGCCACCGUAAGGGGUGCUGCUCAUAUGGUACCAUAUGCACAACCAUCAAGAGCUCUGCAUCUGUUCAGUUCAUUUGUACGUGGCCGGAGAUUGCCAAAUACGACGCAUCCUUCCAUUGAUGAUUGAGGCGGGGGGGCGGCGGAGGGAAUUAUAUUGCAUUAGAUGUUGAUUUUUACUUGUUUCAUACUUUGAAUUUACUUAUUCAAAGUAAGAAAAUAAUGGAAAUGAAAUAAGGAUUCUUUUUCUGGCUAAUAUAAA
Cornus florida is the source of this 2000-nucleotide messenger RNA. RefSeq names its product serine carboxypeptidase-like 42. NCBI's taxonomy places the organism in Eukaryota, Viridiplantae, Streptophyta, Magnoliopsida, Cornales, Cornaceae. Gene Ontology annotation, biological process: proteolysis. Gene Ontology annotation, molecular function: serine-type carboxypeptidase activity. The record is from RefSeq and is a predicted model, not a curated record. The transcript has 10 exons. Bases 462 to 1868 code for a protein of 468 amino acids.